Messenger RNA from Hirundo rustica (Barn swallow), 4964 nucleotides. It is a transcript of the gene SLC7A4, whose product is annotated as solute carrier family 7 member 4. The record is from RefSeq and is a predicted model, not a curated record. Gene Ontology annotation, molecular function: amino acid transmembrane transporter activity. The transcript is spliced from 5 exons. Gene Ontology annotation, cellular component: plasma membrane. Gene Ontology annotation, biological process: transmembrane transport; amino acid transport. Lineage: Eukaryota; Metazoa; Chordata; Aves; Passeriformes; Hirundinidae. Bases 149 to 2110 code for a protein of 653 amino acids.
GGGAGGCGGAGCCGGACGGCGGCGGCGGCGCGUAGCAGGUGUGUGCGUGGCCGGUGCGGGGCCCCCGGCCAUCCUCGCAGGUCUCCAGGCAGGAUCUCACUGCUGAGGACCCCUCACUCUGCUGAGGGCAGGGCCCACUGUCUCCAGGAUGGCGAGAUGGCUGCCCCGCUCUACCGACCUGAUCCGCUUCUGCCAGAAGCUCAACCGGGUGAAGACCCUGGAGGACGACAUGAUGGAGACAUCCUUUAACAGAUGCCUUUCCACCAUCGACUUGACGCUGCUGGGCAUUGGGGGCAUGGUGGGCUCUGGGCUGUACGUCCUCACGGGCACCGUGGCCAAGGAGAUUGCCGGCCCCGCUGUCAUCGUCUCCUUCAUCAUCGCUGGCUUUGCCUCACUCCUGGCUGCUCUCUGCUACGCCGAGUUUGGAGCCCGCGUCCCCAAGACAGGUUCUGCCUACAUGUUCACCUAUGUGUCCGUGGGUGAAAUCUGGGCUUUCCUCAUUGGCUGGAACGUGCUGCUGGAGUACAUGAUCGGGGGGGCUGCGGUGGCCAGGGCCUGGAGCGGCUAUCUGGACUCCAUCUUUAACCACAAGAUCAAAAACUUCACCGAGACCCAUGUGGGUGCCUGGCAGGUGCCAUUCCUGGCCCGCUAUCCAGACUUCCUGGCUGCUGCCAUCCUACUGGUAGCCACCACCUUCAUCUCCUUUGGGGCCAAAGUGUCCUCCUGGCUCAACCACGUCUUCUCAGCCAUCAGCAUAGGGGUCAUCCUCUUCAUCCUCAUUAUGGGCUUUGUCCUCGCACAGCCAAAGAACUGGAGCACCCAGGAGGGUGGCUUUGCCCCAUACGGGCUGUCGGGCAUCAUGGCUGGCACAGCCACCUGCUUCUAUGCCUUUGUGGGCUUUGAUGUCAUCGCAGCCUCCAGUGAAGAGGCCAGGAACCCGCAGAGGGCUGUCCCCAGGGCCAUCGCUUUCUCCUUGGGGCUGGCCACCGGCGCCUACAUCCUGGUGUCAGUUGUGCUGACGCUGAUGGUGCCCUGGCACACACUGGACCCUGACUCUGCCCUGGCUGAUGCGUUCUACAGGAGGGGCUACGCCUGGGCAGGGUUUCUGGUGGCUGCUGGCUCCAUCUGUGCAAUGAACACAGUUCUGUUGAGCAACCUCUUCUCCCUGCCGCGCAUCGUCUACGCCAUGGCCGAGGAUGGGCUCUUCUUUCAGGUGUUCUCCCGAGUGCACCCCCGCACACAGGUGCCCGUCAUCGGCAUCGUGGUCUUUGGGCUGCUUAUGGCCCUGCUGGCCCUUGUCUUUGACCUAGAGGCACUGGUGCAGUUCCUGUCCAUCGGCACGCUGCUGGCCUACACCUUCGUGGCUGCCAGUAUCAUCGUCCUGCGCUUCCAGCAGCAGAAGGGGGAUGUCCCAGCACCGGUGGCCAGCGGCCAGCCCAACCCUGAACCCCAUGAGGGCCCGCCUGAGGGCGAGCUGAAGGAGUACGAGUCUUUCUCUGACAAGCUGCAGCUGGUGGACAGGAACAAGAGCAAAGAGCAGCGGGAGCCAGGGCAGCUGAAGGCAGCGUUUGAGCCCUACCUGGAGUUCCUCAGUGACUUCUACCCAGGUGAGGUGGUCACGGUGGCCGUGGUGACCCUGAUGGUGUCUGCCAUAUGCCUUUGCUCCAUCUUAGUGUUUGGCAACACCCACCUCCACCUGCCCACCUGGAGCUACUCCCUGCUGUUGGUCCUCUUCAGUCUGGGCUUCCUGCUUAGCCUCCUCCUCAUCUGGGCACACGAGCAGCAGCACAGCACCCAGACCUUCCAGAUCCCCCUGGUACCCCUAUCCCCAGCACUGAGCAUCAUCCUCAACAUCUACCUGAUGCUGAAGCUCAGUUACAUGACGUGGCUCCGCUUCGCUGUCUGGCUCCUCUUAGGCCUGCUCGUCUACUUUGGCUAUGGCAUCUGGCACAGCAAGGAGAACCUGCGGGAGCCGCGGCCCCAGCGUGUCAGCGCCCGCUACGUGGUGUUCCCGGGUGGCAGCCUGGAGGAGAGGGUGCAGGCAGUCCAGCCCAGCUCCCAGCCUGCCACUGGCCUGCCAGACACUGACACCGAUGACUGCAAGAGAUGACACCCCUGGCAGCGGGGGCACCUGGAGAUGGGAGCGUCGGAAUCUCCUCUUGCAGUGAGGCCAGAGACCUACCCCCCUCCUCCUGGUCCCUCUGACAGCAGAGCCACUGGGGCUGCCCUGGGUGUGGGGCUGCUCCUGGAGAGGCUGCUCACCCUUCCCCACACACUUCUGACAGCGUGUGGAGGGACAGGCUGCCUCCCUCCCCAUCCCCUGCACUCAGGAGCUGGGUCUCAGCCCAGUGCUUGCCCUGCUCAUGAGGGGCCGUGUCCUUGUCACCUCUCCCCGAGCACACCCUGGCACUGUGCAGCACACCUCCUGUCUGCCAGCACAUCCGUGCAGCUGGGGAUGCAGAGGUUCCCCAGGAACCAGGACAGGCAGCCCAGUGCUGCUCAUCCUAAACCUCAUCUUGGGUGCAACCUCUGUGCCUCCUACAGAGUCCCCUUCAGAAGGAGGCAGGGGCCAAUCAUGCAUCCCCAAAGGCACCCCUGCCAUCCCUAUUCCCAAGGCUGCUCUCCUCAAAGGCUGGCGCUGAGGGAGCUGAGGGGCAGCUGGAGACAUGAUGUGGAGAAGGGAUAUGGCCAGAGUGGGUGGCUGGGCAGGUACCCCAGCAAAGCCAGUGGAGGCCAGCAUGGCAAAAGGCCAGCUGCAUCUUCCCAGCUGCUGGAAUUUGCUGUCAGAGGGGUGGACUGUAGGCCAUUCCUGCUGGAAGAUAACACCAGGCUCCUUGCCCCAGCCCUGAGUGGGCUAUGGGUGCUCAGGACCCCAAGUCUCUAGAGGUCUCCAGCAGCACCCCUGGGCUGAUCUGCCUGGAGCUGGCUCCCCACUUCUGCACCCCAGUAGCACCACCUGCCCCACCUUGGGGACUCAGUCCCCUAUGAUGCCCCUUCCAGGCUCUCUGGGGCUUGGGAUAGGCUCAGCGGGUGCUUUUCGGUACGUCCCCUUCCACAGCAAUUAUCCCCAUGCUCUGGGGUCACCCCAGCUGCAAAGGUGUCAUGGGGGUGGGGAUCCCCAGCAGCACUGCUGCAGCCACCCCUGGGUGUUUUUCCCAUGGGCAGGCUAAAGUGGAAGGGAAGAGAGUUUCAGCAUGUUUUGGAAGUCAGUCAAGCGUGAGGUUGCCAACAUGACAGGCCUUGCAGCAUGGACACCGUACUCCAUCCUCAUCCUCUGCAUGCUGUGAGGAGCUGGGAACCGUGGGCAAGCUGUUCCAUUACUUCUUGCUGGCCAGUCCCUGGGGGGCCUUGGAGAGGCUGUGAGGAUCCUCAGUAGGAUGUGCUGGCUCUGGUGAACCCCUCUGCCAGCACUGCUCCAUGUCCCGUCUUGUCCCCGCACUGCCACCACUGGAGCUGUGGCCCUGCUUGGCACCUCUGUGUCGUGGCUUGUGAGCAACGGGCUGAUUUGGUCAUCCUCAUAAACACUGUUUCUGCGGUGGCUCUGUCUGGUUGUGAUCUCUGUGUCCCCAAGACUCGAGGUGGGAAGCUGCUCCGCAGUCAAUGCUCCAGAAAGCACCCCCAGAAAGUGGGGAAGAGGAGGGUCAUGCUGCCCCCUGCCACCCUGCUGCCACUGGGGUUCCAGUCAGGAGGACAAGCUCCAGCCAGACCCACAGAAACCAGGACCCCUCGGGACUGGGGUAGGCUGGGACUUCAGCCUUACAGUACACAAAUACCCUGAUAUUGACCCAGACAGGACUGAACCCCACUGUGAACAGCAAGGACGGUGAUGAGCCAGCACCAGGGCAGGGUCACUAAAGCUGCCCAAGGUUAUGAGCCAAAUGAUGUGAGAAUUUGUGCAAUUAAUGGGAAUUUAAUUAUAACCCACAGUUACCCCCAUCCCCACGCUGCUGUUCUCUUGGGAAAUGUCCUUCCUGAGAUAACAGAGUCCUUCAUUAAAAAGCAAGCAUUCAACGGGCCCCCAGGGAGGCACAGGCUGAACCCUCCUUAGUGACUCAGCUUUAAUCUCGGUAAUAAAUCCAUUGUCAGCAUGACAAAGACGAGUAAAAAGAUCUUUAGGGACACGGGAGGAGAAGCGCAGGGCUGGGAAAGGGCAGGAACGUCCUCACAGAAAGGGAUGGGCUGAGGCUAACUUUUAUAUUCCCCUGUGGAGGAAAGUCAACAGCAGUCACAGCUCUCAGUUCUCCUAGCAGGGGUCUCAAUGAGCCUUUUAAGCUGCAAAAGACCAAAGAGUUAUUGAAUGAGCCUUGUAACCAUUGAUAUUUAUUCUAUUUAAAAACAUUCAUUUCUAAAAAUGCACAGAAAUCCCUGUUAGGCUGUGGCACACAAAGCACAGGGUCCUCCCCAGCAGAGCAGGGGGUGCCAGGGAUGCAGCCAGCAGGGCAUUAAAGGAUUGGAGUGUACUUCUCCAGCAGCUGGGGGGCCAGUGGGGCGUCUCAAACACACUUGUGGAGGUUUCUUUUAAACAGGAUUACAAAAUCGGUCAAUUCAUGUGUCAUACGCUAAUCUACAGCAGUAACACGCUCUGCACAGAACAUGUAUUAAUUGAUUUUUAAUUGACUACUCAUUAAUGCACACAGGAAAAAGGGGGGAUGACAGCAGCCACUUGGCACACAGACAGCACUUCUACAGGAAUUUGUUCCUGCAAAUUGUAAUAGCAGAGAAAAAUAAUCCAAACUAAACAGCAUCAGCAGGGCUUUAAGGUGACAGCCUGUAAUUGUAAGAGAAAACACUGGCUGCCCCAUCCAUACCCUUGAUUCCAAACAGAUGUAAAAUGAAACCAUUCCCAUGCACAGCUCCCAGAACCCUGUUUCAUGGAGCUCCAGGAGCAGCUGCUUGCUGCUUCACUGUGGCUGAGCAUACACCUAUUUUCCAGAGCAGUAUUCUUCUCCAAAUAAACUUACAAG